UGUCACGCGACUCGCCCUACAAGUCAAUAAUUCCUUGUGCCAUUUUCGCUGGUGCUGCUACAUAUCUGAGUCGAGUCAGAUAGCGUGCUGGAUGUGCUCUCCAGCAUUUCCAGCCUUCCCCAGCGAGCCGAGCUCAGCCACGUUAUCGAUGUCUUCAUGGAGGCCAUCUCCAUGGUCGCAUCACUGACGGUGUCCCCAACAACACCGGUUGACACGUCGAAGCCAUCAAGUCAUGUGACGCAAUUGUUGAAAGCAUCGAUUAAUAAUCGCGCAACGUGGAGCCGACAUCAGGGUGCGGGCAGCCCAAAUCCACCGUUGGUUGAUGUGGCGCACGCUGCUUCCUUCAACUUGAUCUUCCUUCACCUAUCUAUGGAACAACAGCGAAAGCUGGCAAGUCCGCGCGAGAGAGCUUGGACUCGUUAGGCGAGAUGAUGGCAUCGACGGCGUGGGGGCAAUCCGCUCUUACCGCUGUUUGGCAGCUCGCAGAAAUUUAAUGCCUUAUGGUUAGUACAGUCGAACAUGCCUUUUAAUAAAAGGAUGUUAUUCGAAACCCGUUCUUAUCCGGAAGACCUGAUUGAGCGCCUGGCACAAUACAAAACGUCGCCAUUGACCAUGAUGGCCACCUCACGUCCCUCGCGAUGGCUCUUGGCGGCGAUCGUCCUCGUUCUUUCAUGCUUAUUCACCUCGACGGUGGCGCAGCAAGACCUUCGUGAGACACGAUGUCCGCUUUGCGAUAUGGACGUCAUCCCGACGCUCAAUCAGACGAUCCGAGGCAACCAAGCGAUAUAUGCGUGUGAAAUGGCAGGCCAUCUCGAUACCCUGCGCAAUCCCGCGAGCAAGGUCUUGCGGGGUGCGGUCGCCAUCUCGGCAAAGGACGUGCCAUACAAGAACGCAGCGAUGGAAUGCCCCGUUUGCGGCAUGACCGACCUGAAGUACGCCUUGCCGUGGGGAAACCGCGGCAACCAAAAGAUAUUUGCAUGCUCUGAAGCCCAUGCGAACCUCAUCCUGGCGAACCAGGAAGCGUACUACGAAGGCGCCGCCCACACACACAGCGGCGCCUUUUGCGAUCAUGCUUCCGUCAUGUUUGAUGGAUUCCAGACAUCAGUUGGCGGCACGUGUGUCAAGCUGUGGUUCCAGCCAUGGGUGCUGUCAUCGUCCGUGUCGUACUCACUGGGCUUUGCUGGCAUUGUUCUUCUCGGCAUCUUCCUCGAAUGGUUUGGCGAGUUCCGUGAAGGUGUCGAAGAGUCUUUCAUCCGGCGCUAUGGCAUCACAACGACGUCCAGUGCCGUGGUCGACUCGGCGUACCCGACGUCAGCGAUGACGUCGCUGAUUCGAUCGCAACAUGGGGCGGGCGGCGUCCAGUCCGUGCUCCAUUGCACCCUCCCGACGUGGUGCACCGUGGCGUUGACAGGGAUGUACAUGGUGGCGCUCGUCGCGGGGUACUUGAUCAUGCUCGUUGCCAUGGUGUACGACUCGGGGCUUUUUGUUGCCUGUAUUCUCGGCCUCGGCAUUGGGUUCUACCUCUUCAAAGACACGGAAGCUGACUCGAUGACCGGCAAUAUCGAUCCGUGCUGCUCGACAUAAAUAAGAUGCGUCUACUUGAGCUUAAUGCAUGCUGUGGGUGUCUAAAAUGGACUGAGCGGCGGCCUGUCCACCGCAAGCUAUCCACACUUUGCUCGUGCAGGGGUCGGGCCAGUAAACAAGCAUGCACGUGAUCGGAGCUGUUGUCGACCGCCA
Molecule: messenger RNA, 1737 nt
Organism: Aphanomyces invadans
Lineage: Eukaryota; Oomycota; Saprolegniomycetes; Saprolegniales; Verrucalvaceae
Exons: 3
Coding region: 520-1584 (354 amino acids)
Biological process (GO): intracellular copper ion homeostasis; copper ion transmembrane transport
Cellular component (GO): plasma membrane
Molecular function (GO): copper ion transmembrane transporter activity
Source: RefSeq, a predicted model, not a curated record